This is a messenger RNA of Lactuca sativa (garden lettuce), 555 nucleotides long. RefSeq names its product F-box protein SKIP2. The record is from RefSeq and is a predicted model, not a curated record. Lineage: Eukaryota; Viridiplantae; Streptophyta; Magnoliopsida; Asterales; Asteraceae. Gene Ontology annotation, biological process: SCF-dependent proteasomal ubiquitin-dependent protein catabolic process. Gene Ontology annotation, cellular component: SCF ubiquitin ligase complex.
AUGGCCCCCAUCGGCCCUUCUUACCGUCCGCCACUGGUUGUCGCCAUUGCUGAGCACUAUAAGUACUUAAGAAAGCUUCACAUCGAUGGAUGGAGAACAAACAGGAUAGGAAACGAGGGUUUGACAGCGAUUGCUAAACACAGUGCAAACCUUCAAGAACUUGUUCUAAUUAGGGUCAACCCUAACUCAGCAAGCCUAGAAGCAAUCGCUACAAACUGUCAAAAGCUAGAAAGAUUAGCUCUAUGUGGAAGCGAAACAAUAGCUGAUGGGGAGAUUUUAGGCAUAGCAUCAAAAUGUGUUGCUUUGAAGAAGCUCUGUAUAAAAGGGUGUCCAGUAUCAGAUGAAGGAAUCGAAGCUUUUGCUUGGGGUUGUCCUAAUUUGGUGAAGAUCAAGGUAAAGAAGUGCAAGAAUGUGACUAGUGAAGUUGGAGAUUGGCUACGAGCUAAAAGAGGAUCAUUGGUGGUGAAUUUGGAUGUGUGUGAAGUUGAAACUGAAGCUGCAAACUUCGUAAAUGGUCCUUGUGGUGGUAAAAUGACUGAAAUGCCCUUCAUUUAA